Messenger RNA from Leptopilina boulardi, 4268 nucleotides. RefSeq lists its product as uncharacterized. The coding region runs from base 330 to 1019 and encodes 229 amino acids. Lineage: Eukaryota; Metazoa; Arthropoda; Insecta; Hymenoptera; Figitidae. The record is from RefSeq and is a predicted model, not a curated record. The transcript has 6 exons.
CACCCACCCUCCACAAGGUAUAUAGAAAAAAAAAGUCGUGCUUGCGAGUAUUAUUUUGUACUUCUCGAAAUACAUACAGUAUUUCACUGUGUGUUGACCGUGAAGUAAAUGCGCGAACCGGGUGAUUCCACGAUGUGAAAUUCAUAUCGUCUUUUCGUCAGGAAAAUCCUCCUGCUACUCUAUACAUAUAGAUAUAUAACCUAUAAUAAACACUCGUAUGUACAUCGUGAGAAUAGUGAAUAAUAAAUUUUCGUCAUUUCCGCGCAUGAACCCGGAAGAAAUGGACGACCUCAGAUCAUCAUCAUCAUCAUUCAGUGGCCUUGAAUAGAAUGAGGAUCAACACGAAUGAGGAGAUGGAACGAGCCCCGAGAGUCGAAACUCCAGCCGUUAUCACGAAUGUUUGUCGGCGAAGUGGAAAUGAAAUUGACAAUGUGGUGUCGAGAAUUCCCUCGACCUUAAGUGUGACGGCCGUGGAUGUCGUUGUUGCCUGCCAGCCUUCACCGUCUCAUUCGAUCCUGACAUUGACCCCCGGAAGGACUCGUAACAUCGACCAGGACAUGGAAGCCUUAAGGCUCAGUCGUCAGGACAAUCCAUUUCUCCAGGUGCUAGCGAGUCGGGAAAAUCUAGUCGAGUCAAUAGAGGAAUCAGAAUCCGACGACGCAAUAUUGAUGGCACAGGAGUUAGGAGACUCGGAUCCACUUACCUUAGCACAAGUACACGAGCAUCUGGUAAGAAGUCCUCCACCUGCCUCAUGGUCAACUACGCCUAUGUUCCAUUUUUCACAUCAAAAUAAUAGCGGGAGAAGUGACACUUCAACUUUUUACAAGAGUCCACCAAAAACCCCAGCUAGGCACAGCAGCAGUGAUGUUGAAGUAAGAAGUGAUCCACCUACAGACAUAAGAGAUCGACAUUCACAUCCUUUCUCUCUACUAAAUCCAACACCAAUUCGUUCCCUAUCAGAAGUUAGACGAUUGCAUAGAUCAGCGGAUGACAGUGUUCAGCUAAUGUCAUCGGAAUGAAAUACUUUUGAUCGCCAUUUUUGGCAACGACAUGGAAAACCAACGAAUCACUUUUAUUAAAUAUUAAUAAUAAUAAUAAUAAUAAUAAUAAUGAAGUGAUGGUUAAAUUGUUAUCAAUUUUUUGAGGUCAUUAGAUUCUGGUAAUACAAUGGCUAUAUAUAUAUAAAUGAUAAUUAUAUAUAAAUCAAUCAGAGAAAAGAAAAAUCUCUAUAAGAAUAACGACCGAUAUAAAAUCUAUCGAUCUAUAUAUAUAUAAAUUAAUUCGCCUUAUUCCUGAUGACACUUUAUACAUUUUAUUAAAAAAAAAAAGAAAAAAAAAGUGACUUGGCAAAUUUCUUUAUCUUUCAUAAAGGCUUAAUGCCUUAAUGCCUUACUGAUUGUGCGAAUUUAAAAUUCUCAAUUUGCUCUAAAAAUGGCAAAUCUUUCUUUGUUCCACAUUCGGGAAUUAGCUAAAAAAAAAAAAAAAAAAAACUUUAUGACGUGAUAUAUCACAAAUACAAAUUUGUUUUGUCGUCAGAUUGACGAAACGUUUAUUUCAAAUUUUCUUUAAUUGCUAUAGUACAAUUAUUAUUUUUAUUUAUUACUAUCAGUAUUGUUAAAAAAAAACAAUGAAAUAUCGAAAAAUUCCAUCCUUAUAAUAAAACUAUCAUUAUAAAAAAAAAAAAAAAAAAAAUGGGGUGUGUAAUAUAUAAUUUUCAAUAUUAUAUUGAAAAUAGAAUAUUUUGUGCGUACAAAUAUUUUUCAAUAUCAGUCAAUCAAGAUUGUCAAAUUAUUAUAAAUUAUACAGUAUAAAUCGAGUAUUAUAAAACAUUUAGCAUACCAAAAAAUAUACUGUCUAAAUUAUAAUAAUAAGCUGAAAAUGAUUUUUAAAGACAAUUGAAAAAUGGAUUUUUAGAUCUUCCUAUAUAUAUAUAUUAUAUAAAAAAAAAUAGGGUGUGUGCCUAUAAUUUAUUCGUCAAAGAAUAAUAAUUUAUGACUAUACUGUUAGAAACUGUUUUUUCUUGAUGAAAAAUAAUUUCAUUUUCUUAAAAAAAAAAAAAAUUUUUUUUUCAUAUUGCAAAUACAAUAAUAAAAUUCAAAAACGGGAAGUUUUUUAAUCACUGUAAAAAGAAAUUAAAAAAUAAAAAAAAAUAUAUUUUUCCACUAAUCUUUACACAAAUUUCAAGUAUAAUACACAUUUUCUGCGUGAAAAAAAAACACACACACAUUUUUAAACAGAAAAAUUUCUAACAGUGUGGUUUUUUGUCUUACGGAUUUUUGUGGCAUGUAUAUAGACAGUAAAUAACUGUCUUUUAAAUUAUUAGGGCCUACUUGACAAUUAUACAUUUACUAUUUAUUAUAGUAAAAAAAACAAGGUUCUUAGCAAAAAGGAACUUGAGCGAUGUGUUUAUAAUGUUUAUAUAUAAUUGUACAUUGUGUUAUAUUUAUAUAUAUAACAGGGUGUUUACAGCACAGAGAAAAAAAAAAUUUAAUUUAAAAUUUUAAACAAAAAUACAAUAAAAAUAUUAAAUAUUACAGAAUUUUCAAAUUAUUUCACUAUAUAAAUAAUUUACGCAAUCUAUUUUCAAAAAGUGAAAAUAAUAUUUUUCUCUGUGAAUAAAUUUGGAAAAAAAAUUUUUUUUUUUUAAUCACGAGUUUAUAGUUUUGUAAAACAUCCUGUAUAUAUAUACAUAUUUUAGAAUAGCAAAUCAAUAGACUUAUUGAAAGUGUAUUUUACAUGAGCACCACGUUGCACCGCUUUACAAAAGCAUAAAAAAAACACUUGAAGAAUAUUUUUCUAGAGUCCCGAGUUGCUCGAAUUUUUUCAUGAUUGACUGUGUAAAAUUUGUAAAAAAAAAAAAGAAGCACGCGAAAUCAAAAAAAAAAAAAAUGAGAAACCACAAAAAAAUGCUCACGAUGAUUGACAGCAAUGAUGAAAGUAAAAAACGGUUCUCAUUUUAUACUUCAGCCAGAAAUAAUGUAAAAAAAAAACAUUUUUAAUUUUUCAAAUUUCAAAUCACUCAAAAUAAAUCGUGGCAAUCGUUAACUUCAAAUGUAUAAUAUAUUAUAAAAUUAAAAAAAAAAAUUAAAAAAAUUUAAAGUAAAUUUAAUAUGAAAAUGAUAAAAAAAAAUUAUUUGAUAAUAUAAAAAUAUGAAAUUUGAUACCAAAGAAAAAAUUAAUCGAUAAAAUGGAAAAUUUGAUACAAAACAAAAUUUCACAAAAUAAUAUUUCAUAUAAAAGAAAAUAAGAAAAUUUUUUAUAUUAAAAAUGAAAUUUGGUCUUUAAAUAAAAAGAAAAUUUUAUAAAUAUUGAUCGAAAUUCGAUCUUAAAUAAAAAGAAAAUUUUUUGAAUAAAAAUUGAAAAAAAAAAUUAUUGAUUUUGUAUAAAGCUUUGCUUUUAAAAAAUUUUGUUCUUAAAAAAAACGUGGGUGUAGUUCACAACGUUUAUAUAAUCAACGAUUGAGAAAAAAACAUAUUUUUCUAUGCAAAUUAUUACUAUUUCUGAUCUAAAAAAUUUUUUCCAACGUUUCUUGAUCAAUAAUUUUUUUAGAGAAAAAUAUUUUUUUUUCAAUCGUUGAUUCACCGACGUUUUAAAAAUAUUGUACAUUGCAUCUCAAGUAGCCUGUAAAAAAGAUAAUUUAUUUUUAAUUUGAAAAAAAAAAAAUUUCCAAAGCUUAUUGUCGAAAACAUUUUUUUUUUUAUUUAUAUAUAAGAAGGAAAUUAUAAAGAAAAAUAUAUUAAAUCAUAUAGGAAGACAUAUUUAGAAAAUUUUUUAAUUAGAAUUAAAUUUAUCUGGCUAAUACUUUUGAAAAAGAUAUUAUAAAUUAAUAAAUGAAUUUUUAUUGUAUGAAAAAAAAAAUAAAAGCGAAAACGAGAGAGAGAGGAAUUUAAUUGCGGCUCUGAAUGAGAUUUUUAGAGCUUAAAACAAUUUGAGAUUACGAUGAAAUUCGUAGAAAAUCUUAAACAAAUAUUUAAAUAGAAAAGACUUAUUAAUCUAGUCCAAAUAAAUAAUAAAAUAAAACGUAUACUAUAAUAUACGCUAACUGCAUUUAUAUCACGACUAUCAUAAAACUGCGAGAAAAGAAUACGAAAAGUUAUUUUCUUUUUUUUUUUAAAUAACAUUAAAUGUGCAAUUUAUGUGUUCUGAACCAUUUAGAAAAUAUUAAGUUAUUGUAUAUAAUAUUAAGUUUAUUAAUAUGGAUAUUAUUUUAUAUUAUUCUAUUUUAUUAUUCAAAAAAUAUUUAUUAAUAUAUAUAUAUAUAUAUAUAU